Molecule: messenger RNA, 1366 nt
Organism: Drosophila obscura
Lineage: Eukaryota; Metazoa; Arthropoda; Insecta; Diptera; Drosophilidae
Exons: 1
Coding region: 19-1260 (413 amino acids)
Source: RefSeq, a predicted model, not a curated record
ACCAGAGACCAGAAUAAGAUGCUCAAGUGGGCCGUCAACCAGCCGCGACCCUCGUACAUGGAGGAGACCACAGCCACGCCAAUGGGCAGGGGAACUCGAACUGGAACUGCAGCAGGAGUGGAAGUGGAAGUGGGAGUGGUAGCGGGAGCAGAGGCAAGCAGCUACAGCGAGUUCCAUGCGCUGCGGGGAAAGCUCAAGCGGAAGUCCCUCUGCCUGGCCCUCGCCCACGGACAGGGGAAGGAGAACCAGCUGACCUCGACGCCACUGCCCGCCAGCUCCCUGUCCAUGCAACCACGGACACCGCUGCUCAAGGACCUCAGCAACAUCAUGUCCUCGCCCCUGACUACACCCACGCCCACACUCCGCCCACCCGCAGCGGCAGCAGCAGCAGCACCCUCCGCCUACGCCUCCACGCUGCCGACCUUCGAGGCGGAGUACUCCCCGAGUGCGGCCAUCAUCCCGGGUCCCCUGCUCGCACUCCGCGGCAUGGGCAUCCCCGACAGCUACUUCGAGAAGCCGCGCUACCUGGAGCAGAAGCCCCUGCCACUGCCACUGCCCCUGCCUCUGCCCCAAGCCUCUGCCAUGAAGAGCGGCCAGACAACGCUCAGCUCCACCCAGAUGGGAGACGUGACCCUGGAGCGGAUGAUCGAUGCCAUUCUGGAGAGCACCCGCAAGGCGCCGGCCACCAGGCAGCAGCGACGUCUGCGCCAGCGACACAGACACCACCCCCUGAGCAGCACCGCAUCCGCCGACGCCGCCACCCACUCGCCCACCUACCGACCCGCCUUCGACCCAGCCAGCGACCUCUGCGAGUACUGGAAGUCACCCCACGCGAGUGGCUACGAGGAGCGGGAGGUGCGCUCGCCCCAGCCGGCGGCGGAGCUGCCAGCUACCGUCGAGAGCCAGUCCCAGGGGAAGAGGCGAUCACUGCAGCUGCGGAGGCAGCGCGUGGUGCGGCGCAAGCGGAAGAUCGCCACCAGAAUCUCCUCCAGCGUUCGGCAGUCGGCCCAGAAACUCAUGGCUGCGGCUCGCUCCGGCCAGAAGAUCCGCCACAUCAGCCCCGACAGCGGCCACAACUCGACCAGCGACUGCGAGCUGGACGAGGAGCAUUCCAUUCCCAUUCUGGCAAUGGGACUGGGAUUGGGCGGCGAGGAGCUGGAGGCCUCGUGCCAGCUGGAUGCCAUGUGGCUGCAGGCGCAGGCGCAGGUCAGGGACGCCACCAAGAGGCGCCUCAGCUUCUCCAUGUCGGAGGCCAGCUGAGGGUCUUCUUCUGGGACAUUCCAACUAUUUUUUGAUAACUUUUUUUUUAUAGCCGUAAAACAUUUUUUUUGUCGUAUAAUUAUUAUAAGGAAUAAAUCAUUUUUGU